Messenger RNA from Macadamia integrifolia, 590 nucleotides. RefSeq lists its product as uncharacterized. The transcript has 2 exons. The record is from RefSeq and is a predicted model, not a curated record. NCBI's taxonomy places the organism in Eukaryota, Viridiplantae, Streptophyta, Magnoliopsida, Proteales, Proteaceae. The coding region runs from base 27 to 458 and encodes 143 amino acids.
UAUUUAUAAACCCAUCCAACUUCCUAAUGAAAACCCAAAGGGCAUUUUUUUUUUCUUUUUAUAAGCAAUCAGAUAUGAAGCUAAAAUUACUCCAAUGGCUCUUCUUGAUCAUCCUAUGCUUGCAAGCAUUUUUGGGUUUGGCACAUGAAAUCACUCUUACCCAUACAUAUACUGCAGAUUCUAAGCUAUUGGGACAAACUGGAGGAGAAAAGGCACAGCCUCAUGAUUCAAAAAAUGUGAAGAUUGGGUUAGAGGAAGUGAAACUCUUACCUGUGAGUGGCCAUAAAGGGAAGGGAAAUGGAGCUUAUGGUGGUGGGGACAUAAAUCCACGACCUACUAAGACUAAUGGGAAAAGUGAUGCAUCCACCCUCUUGGCAAGGCCUUCUUCAAUCAUCUCACUUGGUCUGGUGCAAGUGAUCAUCAUAAGAUUACUAGUUGUUUUCCACAUCUUAUUUUGAAUUUAUGUUUGAUUACUUCAAUAUUGUCUAAGUGUGAGAUGUGAUUUAAAUUAGUUACCAUUUGGUGUAAGUUCUAGUACUUUCUCUUCCCUUGUCAAUCAAUAUUUAAGCCAUGUUGAAUCUUUGACCUUA